Molecule: messenger RNA, 867 nt
Organism: Drosophila ananassae
Lineage: Eukaryota; Metazoa; Arthropoda; Insecta; Diptera; Drosophilidae
Exons: 2
Coding region: 28-798 (256 amino acids)
Source: RefSeq, a predicted model, not a curated record
CGGUAAGUUUGGUAAAAACUUUUACCCAUGUCUUUCUGUAUCGAUAGUUUGUUUAAUCGAUACAAAAAUGUCAGCUGUUUUGGAUCAUUGAUACAUUUCAUAAAAAAAAAGGAAAAUAAUAGCUGGUCAAAUAUGGAUUUAAAAGAAAGGAGAGAUGACAAAAAGUGGACUGACGAGAACACCCUUCUGAUGUUGUCACUUUAUGCUGAACGGAAAAAUAAGUUCCGGAAGGGCAAAAGAAAUAAAUGGAUCUGGGAGGAAAUUUCCAACGAACUGAGGUACCAUGGAAUGGACAUCGACACCGUGCAGCUAGAUCGAAAAUUCAGAAACCUCAAGAAAACCUUCGAAUACGUUAGGAAAAGGCAAAAAUCAAACAAAAAAUCGCAGGAUGUGAAAUGGCGUUUUUACAACGAGAUGGAAGACCUUCUGAAGGAUGUGCCAGAAGUUGUAGAUGAGGAGGAUGAGGAAUUGGACUCGUCCUAUAGUCAGUCUCCUAUCAUGGACAGCCAUAUAAUAGAACCCAUGAGCCCCCCUCAACCAAUACGGAUAGUUGCCCAAAGGAAACCACACCGCCUCAAUAGAACGUUCCCGAAUGAAAUGGAAUCAAAUUGCCAGGCAAAGGAACGUCACCCUAGCAGAGACGAGAUAUCCAUCGACACGCGGGAUGAGGCUCUUAAACACUUGCGAGCCCUUCAGGAAUACGCCAUGAUCCAGGAUAACUUUCGGGCCAUUGGGCUUCUUAUGCAGGCAGAACAGGCCAUCGAGUGCCCGCCUAAAAGUAAAGAUUUUGAAGAAUAGUCAUUAUACUAAAGAGGUUUAAUUUAAAUAUACCAUAUAGAUAAUAAAAAUGUACAUGUAUAGAAAGGU